CCGACUCCGCCCCUCUCCCCUCUGACCCGGUGUCUCGUCUCUCCGUCUUCCUGUUCCAAACCACGUGGACGCGCCGGGGGCUGCGGGGCUACGAGAGAGAGCCCGGGUCACCACCGCCGCUGUCGCCGCCGCUGCUGGGGUCGCGACCCUCGCGCCCGUCCGAAGUCGCUGCGCCCCAGCCGCCGGCACCUUUGCCGAGGGCGCGCACAUGGCGACCCAGUCGCACUCCCUCAGCUACGCGGGCUGCAACUUCUUGCGCCAACGACUGGUCCUGUCCACCCUGAGUGGGCGCCCCGUCAAAAUCCGAAGGAUUCGGGCCAGAGACGACAACCCGGGCCUCCGAGACUUUGAAGCCAGCUUCAUAAGGCUGUUGGACAAAAUAACUAAUGGUUCUCGGAUCGAAAUAAACCAAACAGGAACAACCUUGUAUUACCAGCCUGGCCUCCUGUAUGGCGGGUCUGUGGAACAUGACUGUAGUGUCCUUCGCAGCAUUGGCUACUACCUGGAGAGUCUUCUUUGCCUGGCUCCGUUUAUGAAGCACCCGUUAAGAAUUGUUCUGCGGGGAGUAACCAAUGACCAGGUUGACCCUUCGGUUGAUGUUCUUAAGGCAACAGCCCUCCCCCUGUUGAAACAGUUUGGAAUUGACGGUGAAUCAUUUGAGCUAAAGGUUGUGCGACGGGGAAUGCCUCCCGGAGGAGGAGGAGAAGUGUUCUUCUCCUGUCCUGUGAGGAAGGUCCUGAAGCCCGUUCAGCUCACGGAUCCAGGGAAGAUCAAACGUAUUAGAGGAAUUGCGUACUCCGUGCGUGUGUCCCCGCAGAUGGCAAACCGGAUCGUGGAUUCUGCAAGGAGCAUCCUCAACAAGUUCAUCCCCGAUAUCUAUAUUUACACAGACCACAUGAAAGGAGUCAGCUCUGGAAAGUCUCCGGGUUUCGGGUUGUCACUGGUUGCGGAAACCACCACUGGUGCCUUCCUCAGUGCCGAGCUGGCCUCCAACCCCCAGGGCCAGGGGGCUGCCGUGCUUCCGGAGGACCUCGGCCAGAACUGCGCCAAGCUGCUGCUCGAAGAGAUCUAUAGGGGUGGAUGUGUUGACUCGACCAACCAAAGCCUGGGUCUGUUGCUCAUGACCCUUGGACAGCAGGAUGUCUCCAAAGUCCUGCUAGGACCGCUGUCUCCCUACACGAUAGAGUUUUUGCGGCAUUUGAAGAGCUUUUUCCAGAUUAUGUUUAAAAUUGAAACCAAGCCAUGUGGCGAAGAACUCAAGGGUGGGGAUAAAGUGCUGCUGACCUGCGUUGGCGUUGGCUUCUCCAACCUUAGCAAGACCCUCAAGUGAUACCGUCACAAGAUGAGGCCCCACCGCCUACAAACAAAGCAGACGCUUGCCACGGACACCCAAGGGGACCAAGUCCAAAUUCAUCCAGGACAGGAGAGCCUCUUACCUUAAGGAUUUCUUCAUUUUCCAUUAAAAACAAAGAACAUUUAAAUAAAAGACCUCUCUGUGUCAUGUGGUUUCUAGCCAUUUCUGCAGUGGCAUUGACAUUCCUCAGGAAGCCCAGUCAUGACAAGAGCUCCCGUAGCCCACGGGGAGGAAGAACGUGCCUUCAGGACACAGCUGUGUUGCUGGAGCAACCGCGCCCCUGCAGCUCCGCAGGGCUCACUCCGUCUGCAUCCCCGGCUUCUGUCGUGGCGCUGUUCUCCAGACCUGCAGGGUCCGUUACAGUUUCUUCUGCAAGGACUGACCGCUUUGAGCCUCGGUUUCUGGGUAGGGAUUAAAUGAGAUCAUAUGGGUGGAAGCUCUCUAUGUGGAACACACGUGUCAAAAAUUGAUAAUGUGAAACUAAUUUGUCCCUCGUCUUGUGAACAGACUGAUACCUUGGAGGCAGCUACCAUUCUUCUCCGGUCCGUCACGUGUAUAUGUGGGGGGAUGAGUGUCUGGAGAGGGCAGGGCUCGAUUAAACUUAUUGGAUAUUUUCUGUA
Messenger RNA from Leopardus geoffroyi (Geoffroy's cat), 1974 nucleotides. It is a transcript of the gene RCL1, whose product is annotated as RNA terminal phosphate cyclase like 1. The coding region runs from base 209 to 1330 and encodes 373 amino acids. Gene Ontology annotation, biological process: ribosome biogenesis; endonucleolytic cleavage of tricistronic rRNA transcript (SSU-rRNA, 5.8S rRNA, LSU-rRNA). The transcript is spliced from 9 exons. Gene Ontology annotation, cellular component: nucleolus. The record is from RefSeq and is a predicted model, not a curated record. NCBI's taxonomy places the organism in Eukaryota, Metazoa, Chordata, Mammalia, Carnivora, Felidae. Gene Ontology annotation, molecular function: RNA endonuclease activity.